Messenger RNA from Spodoptera frugiperda (fall armyworm), 2739 nucleotides. RefSeq names its product zinc finger protein 260. Gene Ontology annotation, cellular component: nucleus. Gene Ontology annotation, molecular function: zinc ion binding; RNA polymerase II transcription regulatory region sequence-specific DNA binding; DNA-binding transcription factor activity, RNA polymerase II-specific. The coding region runs from base 130 to 2118 and encodes 662 amino acids. Lineage: Eukaryota; Metazoa; Arthropoda; Insecta; Lepidoptera; Noctuidae. The transcript is spliced from 12 exons. Gene Ontology annotation, biological process: regulation of transcription by RNA polymerase II. The record is from RefSeq and is a predicted model, not a curated record.
AACACCACAGUUGUCAUUUUUUACUCAAGCUGUGCUGAUGCCGCGGCACUAAUUAUUCUAUUUACACCAAUUUUCGUGUUAUAAUUAAUGAAAUUGAUGUGUUUUUGUGUUUAAUAUAAACUGUGAAAGAUGUCCAAUAUAAAAAUAUGCCGAAUAUGUCUCUCAACUGAUGUUAAAAUGUAUGAAUACGAUCAAUUUGAUCUGAAGAGCUACUAUGAAGAGAUUAUGGCCACUAAAGUAAAUGAAAAGCAUGGUCUACCUAAAUGUUUCUGCUAUCAAUGUGCAGCUCUACUACAUAAGUUCCAUAAGUUUAAGGAAAAGUGCUACAUCGGGCAGAAGGCUCUCCGAGAAAUAAUAUGGAAGGGACCUCUAACAAAAAAAGCAGUCAGAAACAUAGACAGAGAAAGCAAAAACAUUCUAAUACCACUAAGCAUAAUAACUGUCAACAAAAGAGUACGGACUUGUGUAGUAAAAACUUCAAAUAAAAUGAAACUACAAGAAACAAAACCAAUUGAAGUAGAUGUGGCAUCUCUCAGUGACGAUGGGGAUUUCGCUGACGAUACAUUCGAAGACAACAAAGAACAUCUAAUAGAAAUUGACAUAGAAAAGAUAGACAUAAAAGAAAAGAAAGAAGAUUUUAUUGAACUAGAAAAGAUAGAGAAAGAUAAAAUAGAAUUUGAAGAUCUAGAACCAAUUGAAGCUAAAAUACAGCCAACGGAAACAUUUGAAAUAGAAAAGGUCUUUACCGAUGAUGAGAUGCCGAGUGACAAUGAAAAAGUAUUUGUUGAUGAUAUAAAGAUUAUAUCAGAAGAUGAAGAAGAUUAUGAACCAGAAGUACCUAAGAAGAAAAGAACAAGGAACAGUGGUAAUAGUAAAAAGAAGAAAGCGAAAGAAUCAAUACCUAAAGAGAAGAAGUUUGCAGUUAAAACUACUAAAAAGGCAGAAAUGGAUCCGAAUAACUGGUUGAAAAUCAAUUUGACAGAAGAGGAGGCUGAUGCGGAGUUUAAAGCUAGAGGGCAGCACAAGCGGUAUUUGAAUGCUCAGUACAAAUGCACGGACUGUUUGAAAGGAUUCUCUAAAGAGGAUAUGUUGAAGAGGCAUGCUAAGUUAAGACAUAGUGAGUCAAACGGACCGAUAGAGUGUCGUUUCUGCCACAUGCGGUUCAAAUGGAAGUGCUUCCUGAACAAACACAUGCGGCAGCACUAUACUAAGUACAAAUGUCUGCGCUGUGACCUCGUCUGUCCUUUAGAAACUACAGCUCUGUUCCAUGAAGAAUAUCACAACGGUGUUACGAGGAAAUGCGAUCAUUGCGGCGAAGAAUUCAAACAUCUAACAACGUACUACACGCACCUACGCACGCACCGCAGCGAGCACGUGUGUACUCUGUGCGGCGCGUCCUUCGUCAGUGUCACCGGACUGGGCAUACAUAAGAAGAUUAAACAUGUUAAUGCUGAGUCUGAACUGCCACAAGGCGAAGAGCAAUACUGCCAGAGAUGUGACGUCAAGUUCGAGACGAGGAAGGCGUAUGAAGAACAUCUGAUACAUUCAGCCAUGCAUGUGGAUGGGAUAGAAGACUUAGAAAUAAAUGCACCUCUCACUUCUAACCCCAGGAAACGGCGGCAGAAUCUCAAGAGGCUGACUCGAAUACCUACUGAUUGUCAUAUUUGCGGCAAACACUUCGCGACGCAGGCGGCGUGUAGGAAGCACCAUCUAGCGGAACAUCCCAGAACUUCGUUCUUCGCGCCCAACGAGAGACAUAUCUGUGAGAUCUGCGGGAUGUCGUUAGCGCCUGGCAGUGUCUCCAGCCACCUAAAUACUCACACUCGGGAGAAGCUUUACACCUGCAACACUUGUGGUCGACAGUUCAGCAGUAAGGGAGGCAUGACUACUCAUCAAUUGACGCACACAAGCGAGAAGCCUGUAGCGUGUACUCUAUGCGACAAGCGGUUCAAGCAAGUCAGCAGUAUGAAGCUACAUUACAGGACCUUCCAUUUGAAAGAACCGUAUCCUAAGAGGAAUAGAAAAAAGAAAACGGACGAACUGUCGAAAGAUGACUAUGUACACGAAGAUUCGGACGACAAUAUGACACUAGAUAACUUCUACGCGCGCAAGUUUUAGAUUGUAAGUUCUAAAUAAUUUAUUUAAUACUCAUACUUUUUGUGUAUAUGAGACUUUUUACGUUAAAAUUGCUGGACUAUUAUACUCUUUAACCGGACCUUAGGGUGUAAGGCAGCUAAAGGAGACUAAAAAAUUGUAGAAAACUCAUAAAAUCCAAUAAAUCUAUUGUUUUAACGCUAGUAAACUAGAUGGCGCCUCUGUCGUUGAAGGCGUUGUCUAAUAUUUAUUUGUUAAUCAAAGAACAUUAGAGAAAAAAUGUUUUCUCGUUAUUUUAUUAUGCCCCUUUGUAUCAAUAUGCACAAUUUUACUGUGAAUUUUGUUAUUGGUUUUUAGUUUAAAAAUCAUGAAGUUCUCUAAAAAUAUAUGAUUCGUAUGAUCCAUUGUUUCGUUGUUAUGAAAAAGAAUCAGUGAAUAAGCAUUUUUUUAUUAAUAAAACUACACUGAAGUAAUUUUAAUAAAAUGUAAAUACUUCUUGUACCAAUAAAAUUAUGUAAAGGAAAUAGAGUCGAUAGCCAUAAUAAUGAUUUGAUUACAAUUCGACUGUACAGUUAAAACUAGGCGUGCAUUAGAUCCUAACACCGGCUAUAAUACGGCAAACGAAACGUACUACCGACUGCUAGG